GCUCUCAUUACAUUUCUGGCUCAGUGCUUAUACACCCCCUUCAUCUCUCCCAUGGACAUCUGUCAGCAAGCUCAGGUAUCAUUUUAGAGAGGGAGCGAGAGCCGAGAGAGAUAGUUGGGUUUAGCCCAAGGACCCCUGCCACUUUUGUUCUGACUGGCUGAGGUCUAGCAUGGUGCUCCACAGAGCCAUUCAGGCAGCUCGAGAGGGGGAUGUGGAGGCUCUGAGGGCCUUGCAUGUGUCCGGAUAUCUCAGUCCGACCAUCACAGAUGCCCAGGGAGCUUCUCCCGUCCACCAUGCUGCCCGCUGUGGGCAACUGGACUGCCUGGAGUUUCUGGUGAAUGAAGGUUGUUUCCCCUGCCACACCCGUACGAAGAAUGGCGCCACAGCCGCCCAUGAUGCUGCUGCCACCGGGCACGUGCGGGAGCUGCAGUGGCUGCUGAGACAGAGGAAGUGUGGGAUUGAGGAUCGUGAUGGCGAGGGAGCGAUGGCCCUGCACCUGGCUGCCCGGUUUGGCCAUGCGGAGGCAGUAGAGUGGCUGUUGUUUGAGGGAGGAAGCACAGAGGCAGAGACAGAUUGUGGAGCUCGACCUGUCCAUUACGCUGCAGCCAGCGGAGACCUCACUUCCCUCAAACUGCUCAUGUCCUGCUCCCCACGGUGUGUGGACUGCCAGACAGGAACUGGGGCCACUCCACUGUAUCUGGCCUGUCAGGAGGGGCAUCUGCAUGUGGUUGAAUACCUGGUGAAGGACUGCGGUGCAAACGUCCAUGUGCAGGCCAAAGAUGGCAUGAGUGUGUUGCAUGCAGCUGCCCACAUGGGACACUAUGCCCUGGUGGUCUGGCUGGCCUCCUUCACAGAUCUGGAUCUGUCCUGUCAGGAUAACGGUGGAGCCACAGCACUGCAUUUCGCCACUAGCGAGGGCCACCAUCGUAUUGUGGAGCGUCUUUUACUGAUGGGAGCAAAGGUCCUGAAAGACCUCUGGGGUGGGACCCCCCUGCAUGAUGCAGCGGAGAAUGGAGAACUAGAGUGCUGCCGAGUACUGCUGAAUAAUCACAUCAGUCCGCUGGAGAGAGAUUCCGAUGGGUUUACUGCAGUGGAUCUGGCAGAAUACAAUGGCUAUCAUGACUGUGCCAACUUCCUCCAUGAUGCUGAUGCUCAUUCUGCAGAUAUUGUUCUCAUAGAGGAGGAAAGAACCUUGUUUAGCACAGCUGACCCCUACCAGGACAUUAAGGACCUGUCCUGUGAACUUGGACAUAGUGGCAGGAUGGAAAAUAGCAAGAAAGGACAGAGUGGAAUUGUUCCACUUGCAGCAUUGGAGGCAAAUCUUGCUGACAUUGAUUCUCUGAUCCCAACUCAUGAUGAGAACGGGAGGCCCAUUGCUGAAUGGAAGAGGCAGGUUAUGGUGCGCAAGCUUCAGGCUCGACUGCAGGAUGAAGAUGUCCACAGCAGAAAAGACAACAGCGACCAACACAUUGAGGUGGAUGGUUGGAGGUAUUCCCAAGUCCACAAUGUAAUUUUGGGCCCCUUUGGAGAACUGCUUACCGAAGAUGACCUGCUCUACUUGGAGGAACAGAUUGAGACUAUCUCCCUUCAGAAACGAUGCCAGGCUUAUGAACUAGAGCUUGCCCGACUGGCAGAGGAACUCAGGGCCAUCCUUCCUGCUCCCAUCAUUAAUAUCACCAUCAACACCCAGUGCCAGCAGCUUCCAGACAUGGAGGAAUCUCUGCCUCUUCCUGUGUGGUACAAUCGUAUCUCAAAUAUAGUAAAGAGCAUGUCAAACCUCCUGACAAACCUCUCAGAAACAAACUGUGAGGAUGGGAUCAGUAAGAUGCCAAACACGGAUCUGACAUCGGUCUUCACAUACCAGCCCGAGAGGCAAAGUUCAAUCAGAGGACGAAGACAAAAGGUGGAAAUGGAGAUCCAGCAAUCAGGAGUUUCUGUGAGAAAUCUGAGGUCCAACUUUGAGGAUCAGAUAGGAAACAUCUACCCAUUUUCUGGGCUUUUAAACAACACAUCAGACACAAGGCAGCAAAAGUUGACUACAUCAACAAAUCGUAAGGAGCAGCAAAUGGGGACAACUCAAAGCACUGACAUUAAUCACAUUAAUGACAUGAUGGAGACCACCUGCUUGCGGAAGGAGCGUAUUGUUGUCCUCUUUUUGAGCCACUGGAAAAGGUCUGCAUAUGCAAUAUCAAUGCGAGCCAAGAUGAAACAAGAGCUUGGCACUCUUACAGGAGAAGGAAUAACAGCUCCAGCCUCCAAGCCAGGAACCAGAUCACUGUAUCAUCUUUAUAGGCAAAGAACCACAAUAGACAAGAUGAUUGGCAACUGGAAACACAUUGCCUCGGGGGUCCCUACACGACAGAUCCGGAGCCUCCAAAGGAAGCAUGUGACCUACUCGCCUGAACAGUUCCUUCCUCGUGUGGACGGCGCUCCUGUUGCUUACGACAGCCUGUCCCUUGACCUGUUCAUGCUCGGCUAUUUUCACAUUCUUGAACAGGACCUCCCAGCUGAGGAGCGCAAGAUGAGGCACCUGCUAUGCUUUGAAGUGUUCGAUCACUUAGGGAACUUUCCCUGGGACAUGGUCCGAGAUUUCCACCAGGCUGUCCUCAGGGAGAUUGAGGCUGGGAGACGUGAGUGGAAAGAUGGCUUUGAGGACAUCAAAACGCAAUAUUUUGGGAAAAGAACAAAAGGGAUAUCUAAGGAAUCCGUGAAGAAUUCUUGUGCUGGGGUUAAAGCUGUGCCGCAGGUUAUCAUCGAAAAUACUGUAUCAAAUGAUGGAGGACAUUCCAGCAGAGAUGGAAGCAAUGAUUUCUCAAUGUUUAGCAAUGAUGAAAUUUGUAAAUAUAUUGAUCGUAGUUUCACCUUCUGGAAGGAGAAAGAAGAAGAGUUGUUUGAUUUUUGA
This is a messenger RNA of Sinocyclocheilus grahami, 2902 nucleotides long. It is a transcript of the gene espnlb, whose product is annotated as espin like b. Gene Ontology annotation, biological process: actin filament bundle assembly. Lineage: Eukaryota; Metazoa; Chordata; Actinopteri; Cypriniformes; Cyprinidae. Gene Ontology annotation, cellular component: cytoplasm. Bases 170 to 2902 code for a protein of 910 amino acids. The record is from RefSeq and is a predicted model, not a curated record. The transcript has 9 exons. Gene Ontology annotation, molecular function: actin filament binding.